This is a messenger RNA of Elgaria multicarinata webbii, 3905 nucleotides long. RefSeq names its product hypoxia up-regulated 1 (gene HYOU1). The record is from RefSeq and is a predicted model, not a curated record. The transcript has 24 exons. Gene Ontology annotation, cellular component: endoplasmic reticulum chaperone complex. Gene Ontology annotation, biological process: negative regulation of hypoxia-induced intrinsic apoptotic signaling pathway; endoplasmic reticulum unfolded protein response. The coding region runs from base 85 to 3084 and encodes 999 amino acids. NCBI's taxonomy places the organism in Eukaryota, Metazoa, Chordata, Lepidosauria, Squamata, Anguidae. Gene Ontology annotation, molecular function: ATP binding; ATP-dependent protein folding chaperone.
AGGCAAGAGGAGGCCGAGCCCCGCGGGCGAGCCAAGCGCCCUCCCCCGGAGAGAUCCGACGCCGUCUCCGCCCGCCCGCCCAGGAUGGCUCCGUUACUGUGGUGGCCCUUCUUGCCCCUUCUGCUGCUGGCGGGCCUGCCCGCCUACUCCGAUUCCUUGGCCGUGAUGUCUGUUGACCUGGGCAGUGAGUCCAUGAAGGUAGCGAUCGUCAAGCCUGGGGUGCCCAUGGAAAUCGUCUUAAACAAGGAAUCUCGGAGGAAAACCCCGGUGACCGUGGUCCUGAAGGAGAACGAGCGCCUCUUUGGUGACAGUGCUUUGGGAAUGGCCAUCAAGAACCCGAAGGUGGCAUUCCGGUAUUUCCAGGAUCUUCUGGGCAAGCAUAUUGAUAACCCCCAAGUGGCAGUAUACCAGUCGCGCUUCCCAGAGCAUGAGCUGGGGAAGGAUGCAAGAAGGGGGACAGUCACCUUCAAGCUGUCAGACAAAAUGCAGUAUUCUCCAGAAGAGAUCCUGGGCAUGGUCCUGAACUAUUCUCGGACGCUGGCUGAGGAGUUUGCAGAACAGCCCGUCAAGGAUGCUGUAAUCACUGUCCCUGCCUACUUCAACCAGGCGGAAAGGAGAGCUGUCCUGCAUGCAGCAAAAAUGGCAGACCUCAAGGUUUUGCAGCUCAUCAAUGACAACACAGCUGUGGCUUUGAACUAUGGAGUAUUCCGAAGGAAAGACAUCAAUGCUACAGCCCAGAAUAUCAUGUUUUAUGACAUGGGAGCAAGCAGCACCGUGUGCACCAUUGUGACCUACCAAACUCUGAAAACAAAGGACUCGGGGACUCAGCCUCAGUUGCAGAUCCGGGGUGUUGGGUUUGAUCGCACAUUGGGAGGGCUAGUGAUGGAGCUGCGCCUUCGAGACCAUUUGGCCAAACUCUUCAAUGAGCAACAUCCAUCAAAGGAUGUCCGGAAAAACCUCCGGUCCAUGGCCAAGCUACUGAAGGAAGCCAAUCGCCUGAAAACGGUGCUGAGUGCCAAUGCUGACCACAUGGCCCAGGUCGAGGGCUUGCUAGAUGACAUUGACUUCAAGGCCAAGGUUUCACGGCAGCAGUUUGAGGAUCUGUGUUCCGACUUGUUCCAGCGGGUUGCAGGACCUGUGCAUCAGGCGCUUAGCAGUGCUGAGAUCAGUCUGAAUGAAAUUGACCAGGUGAUCCUAGUUGGUGGUGCCACUCGCGUGCCAAAGGUGCAGGAAUUUCUGCUAAAAGCUGUUGGCAAGGAUGAGCUGGGCAAGAACAUCAAUGCAGAUGAAGCGGCAGCAAUGGGUGCCGUCUACCAGGCAGCUGCCCUGAGCAAAGCCUUCAAGGUGAAGCCCUUCAUUGUUCGUGAUGCGGCUGUCUUCCCUAUCCAGGUGGAAUUCACCCGUGAGGUGGAAGAGGAAGAUAAAUCCAAGAGUCUGAAACACAACCGGCGGAUCCUGUUCCAACGAAUGGCUCCGUACCCCCAGCGCAAGGUCAUCACCUUCAACCGCUACACAGAUGACUUUGAGUUCCAUGUCAACUACGCAGAUAUGGGCUUCCUGAGUGAGAGUGACUUGCACAUUUUUGGGUCCUUGAAUCUCACACGGGUGAAGCUGCACGGUGUAGGUGAGAGCUUCAAGAAGCAUUUGGAUUAUGAGUCCAAAGGCAUCAAGGCUCAUUUCAACAUGGACGAGAGUGGUGUGCUAAGCCUCGAUCGUGUAGAAUCUGUGUUUGAGACUUUGGUGGAGGACAAGCCGGAGGAGGAAUCCACGCUAACAAAGCUUGGAAACACAAUCUCCAGCCUCUUUGGAGGAGGCAGCCCUGUUCCAGAAGCACCAGAAAAUCUGACUGAGACAGUUCAGGAGGAAGAGGAGAGCCAAGCGGAACCAGGCAAGGAGGACCAGAAGGAUGAUCCAGGGGCAGCUAGUGAGGAGGGGGAAAAACAGCCAUCGCCACCCCCGACUGCGGAAAACACUGCUGGAGAUGCUUCUGCAGCAGAAGACCAGCAAGAGGGUGGAGGAGAGAAGCCCGACUCCCAGGAAGCCCAAGGGAAGCCAGGGACUGAGAAGCAGGAGGAGCCUGCAAAGAGCCCUGAGGGUAAUGGUGGCAAAGCAGCAGCCGAGGAAGAGGAGGAGGAGAAAAAGCCAAAACCUCCGAAGAAGCAGAAGCUGGUGGAGGAGAUCACGGUGGAGCUGGAUGUGAACGACGUGCCGGAGUUGCUGCCCGAAGAGCUGCAGGACUCGGUCAAGAAGUUGCAAGACUUGACGGAAAGAGACCUGGAGAAGCAGGAGAGGGAGAAGUCGGCCAACAGCCUCGAGGCCUUCAUCUUUGAGACCCAGGACAAGCUCUAUCAGGAGGAGUACCAGUUUGUUUCAUCUGAGGAAGAGAGAGAGGAAAUUUCCAAGAAGCUGAGUGAAGUUUCCAACUGGAUGGAAGAGGAGGGUUAUACAGCCACAACUAAGGAGCUGAAGGAGAAGCUCUCUGAACUGAAGAAACUAUGCCGGAGCCUUUUCUUUCGUGUGGAGGAGAGAAGGAAAUGGCCGGACCGUCUGGCUGCUUUGGAAAGCUUGCUCAAUCACUCCAGUAUCUUCCUGAAGGGAGCUCGGAUGAUUCCAGAGGUGGAUCAGAUAUUCACAGAGGUGGAGCUAAGCACCUUGGAGAAAGCUAUAAAUGAGACAGCGUUGUGGAAGAAUGAGACUCUGGCAGAGCAGACCAAGCUGUCGCCCACUGAGAAGCCCACUCUGCUUUCCAAAGACAUUGAGCUGAAGAUUGCAGCCCUGGACAGGGAGGUGCAGUACCUCCUCAAUAAGGCCAAGUUUGCAAAGCCGAAGCUCAAGAAGAAAGAGAAUGCAACGAAAACAGAAGCGGACAAGAAUACCACUGUGCCUCCUGAGAGGGAAAAGGUCAUUCCUCCCAAGGAGGAGAAGCAAGCAGGAGCAGAAAAAUUAGAAGAUGCCAGCCCAGCCAAAGAACCACCCACAGAGGAGAAAGCACCACUGGAUAAUGAAUUGGGACCAGACACAGAUUCACAGACAGACAAGAGGUCUGAAACAGGAGAAGACACCAGAACCAAUGAUGAAUUAUAACAUUUUCUCAAAUCCCCCUGUGCAUCAACAUCUAUUUAUUUACAGUUAACUCCGUUGUUUUAAUAAUGGACCUGGUUAGUGGAACAUGGCACAGACUGACAACAACAUGCAGUGGGUGUUUGUUUUUUGCUGGGAAUUUCCUUGUUGCUGAUUUUGUGUGUUGUCCUGCCUCUUUACUUCCUUUGUUUAUAGAUGACUUUAAACUCACUUAGAAACACUUGCUGUUUUUGUCCGCACUCUCCCUGGAAUUUCCACUUCUGACUGGUAGAUUAAAUUUGCCUGAAACUGUUCUAGGAAAAGACACUUGGCAUAAGUGUUCUAGGCUAUGCCUUAUCUUGUGAAGAGCAGUGUACGUUACUGUGUCUGCAACUAUUCUCCCUGCAAAUGGAAAUAACAAGUUGGAAUCUUCUGCUUCAGCCUCAUAACGUUGUUACUAAGAUGUAUGGACAAGGCCUGGGUGAGCAUUUCCUUUAUGUUCUUAAUCUACGGCUGUUGAUGCCAGUUUUGUCUUCGGGCCUCUGUGCAACAGAAACUGAUAAAACAGAAGUGGAAUGUAAAGGAAGUAGAUAAUACUCAAAAGGAAAACAAAAUUGCUGACAUAAUUGUUAUAAUCCACACCCAAAGUCAGGUUCUUAAUACCUAGACAUAGACUAGCAGGUGUGGCCAUUGACAAGGCAGUAAGGGACACUAGCACACAUCCCAACUUUCCAUCAACAAUUAUUGACUGUGACCAAAAAAAACCCCUAACAUCAGUUAAUUUAAGGAGCCCUGAAACUAUGCUGUUGUAAUAAAAGGGGAGUUGAUGUAUCCAACCAAAAGAA